CAAAUCGGAUUUUUCUUCUGCAUGAUAUAUUUGAGAGCUCUGCUGGGCGGGCUUGCUUAUAUCAGACAUAGAUGAACCACGUCGUUCACUCUGAUUUGUCUUGAGGUGGGUUUGGACGUGCCCCUUCGUCUCUGAAGUCCUCACAAGAAGUCCUUACAAGCCCUCGACAUCGUAUUCCGCCCUCAGACACCCAAACCGUUCAUUCUAGACCCAGUGCUUACACGAUCCGAAUGAGUGAUCCGGGAAUCCCAGCGGUAUUUGGGUGAAUGCCCCUGGAUGCUCACCGACGUCUCCGCUGAUCGGCCCGAAUGUCCGACGCUGGAUCACAUGGGGAUUCUCGUCACCUGGAUGACCAUUCACAAGGGAACUGCCGGUGCUAGGACGAUCUUGAGCUAAGCAACUCCAACAUAUCGCUGCGGAGCAAACGAAGUAUAACAUUCUCCGCUGUUGCUCCAGUAGCCAACGUGUUGAGGCUGGCCUUCGGCCUGCUCCGAAUGAUGGAGACCCGACGUUUUCAAACAAGCAAAUUAGAGCAGGGGUCCACCCGGGAAGCGCCAUUCGAUACGAGCCUAUCUCCUUUAUGCGAUUGAUUCGUGAACAAGUCGAAUAAAGUUUGAGCUUCUUUUGCUGGGGCGCGGGUAUCAUCCACGGCUGCGUUUUCAUGUUCUUGAGCUGCUCAGUGCUUCGACAAGAGAAGUUUCAUUCGUUGCCUAUGAGUCGAAACCGGAAAAUUAAGACAAGUAACUCCAUUGCUGAUGUUGGAAUACGGAGUUGAGUCAUGAAUGCCCGCAGCAUGAUUAUUCUCACACCCACGGUUCGAUCGAACACCACGUUGUCGCCAAUGGCUGCUUCGACUGCUCGCGCGUCUGACUCGACCCCUGAGUGCCAGUUAUAGACGCAAGACUUCCGAAGAGGAAAAGAAGAAAUCACACGAGCCACCGAUCUCCACUCGUCAGACGGAGAACACUCGAUCUAUCCCACACCGCGUCUGAUUCGAUUGUCAGCGGCUCCGAUGAGCAUCGACGUAAAAGCCGCAUCGAAUUAACAAACCGAAAGUCUUGUAACCCACGAAACAAUACGCGUCGUUGCAGCCCUCCCCUCGCUCUUUGUACUGCGCCCAUGCCUGACUUGUCCUCGUUCAAGACGAGGCGCUCCGCUCGCAAACUCGGACGCCUUUCGCCCUCUCGCAGUGCAGGCAUUUUCGAAGAGAGGGACCAGCCCCUCCCAAAGACACGGAUCCGCAACUCGUUCGCCAAGACGGACUACUCGCGCACGACGCGCGACGAGAUCCAUUCGCCCAUCUCCCACAUCGAGGCGAGUGUCUGCUGCUUCGUUCUAGGAUCCGCAUGGCUGAUACACGCGCGUCCCAGUCCCAAGAUCUGUACGCGCGCAGCUUCUACCAGGAACACAGACUCAGCGUGGCGAGCGAACGUGACGACGCAGACAGUCAGCACGCCGGCACCGGCGCGAUCUGCAUCCGCUUCCGCGUCGAGUCGGGCCAGGAUUCUGUGUCGCUGCGACAAGGAUUAUGGCAACGCGUCGUGUCGGUGUUGCACCUUUGCACGCGUGCGUCAUCCGGGUCGGGGCACGGCGACGAGAUAGCGAAUAACGUCUGGGUGCACAAGGAAGCGUAGUUGCGAGGCGAGGCGAGGCGAGGCGUGCGAACGAUGCCAGUGGAAAACUAGCGAGUGAGGGAGGAGAGAACGGGUGAAUUGGACGAUGUACUGCGUAUCCGUGUAACUGUAGAAUAAGUACGAGCAUAAUAGUCAAAGCAGCUGGAUGAAAAACGUC
Molecule: messenger RNA, 1791 nt
Organism: Mycena citricolor
Lineage: Eukaryota; Fungi; Basidiomycota; Agaricomycetes; Agaricales; Mycenaceae
Source: the annotation of a GenBank genome assembly